UUUUCCCUCCAUAAAAUGUCCGCGCUGCCGAAAGUCGACAUAGAUCAGCCGAAAUUCGAUCAGAGCACGUAUAUUGGACGCUUCAAGCACUUCUUCUUGCUCACCAAUCCGCUGAACUUGCUCGCUAGCAGCGCCGAAUUAGAGCGUUCGCAACGCGUCGUCCGGAACUACCGCGCCGGCAAAGAUGUAACGAGUGACGUAAGCACACUUGACGAACUGUGGCAUGCUAAAUACAUAUACGAUUCAGCAUUUCAUCCGGAAACGGGCGAAAAGUCACCGCUCAUUGGACGCAUGUCGGCACAAAUGCCCAUGAACACACUCAUUACGGGUUGUAUGCUCUCUUUUCACAAGAGUACGAGCGCCGUUGUCUUCUGGCAGUGGUUCAAUCAGACCUUUAAUGCCAUCGUGAAUUAUACCAAUCGCUCGGGUUCUUCUAAGCUCACCACUGCCGAUUUGGUUAAGUGCUAUUGUUUAGGUACAGGUGGCGCCUUGGGCACCGCCUUGUCGCUCAAUCGACUUACAGCGAAUAUGCCACCGCUUAUCGGACGUCUGGUGCCGUUCGUGGCCAUUUCGGCGGCGAAUUGCAUUAAUGUGCCUAUGAUGCGUUCACACGAAAUACGCAAUGGUGUGGUGCUGCUGAAUGAGCAGGGGCGUGAAGUGGGCGUGUCGAAGCGUGCCGCCAUCACGGGUAUUGCGUUGGUCGUGCUGAGUCGCAUUGCUAUGGCCAUACCCGGUAUGACCUUCACUCCGGUACUAAUCGAUAAGUUGGAUAAGCCAGGCAAGUUACUCUAUCGCUUGCCUUGGCUAAACCCACCGCUGCAAACGGCACUUUGUGGUCUGCUGCUGAUAUUUGCUACACCGAUGGGUUGUGCGCUGUGGCCGCAGAAAAUGAAUAUCAAAGUGGAAAAAUUGGAGGACGAGGUACAGGCAGAUAUCAAAAAGAAGAAUCCAGACUUGAAAGUGGUGUGGUUUAAUAAAGGGCUGUGA
Bactrocera tryoni is the source of this 987-nucleotide messenger RNA. RefSeq names its product sideroflexin-1-3-like. The transcript has a single exon. NCBI's taxonomy places the organism in Eukaryota, Metazoa, Arthropoda, Insecta, Diptera, Tephritidae. The record is from RefSeq and is a predicted model, not a curated record. Gene Ontology annotation, molecular function: monoatomic ion transmembrane transporter activity. Bases 16 to 987 code for a protein of 323 amino acids. Gene Ontology annotation, cellular component: mitochondrial inner membrane. Gene Ontology annotation, biological process: serine import into mitochondrion; monoatomic ion transport.